GGCGCGACGCGCGACAACGACACCGCGGCAGCGUCACACACGCAGUAACAGCUGCGCGCCGUCCGCCGACGGUCACACGACGCUUGCCGUCACUAUAUAUUCGCCGCCGCUGUCAUGUCGGUCGUGUACGCGUCCCGUACGAUGGACGUGGUACUGUUUGUCGCGUGUUCCUGCACGUUUUUCGGCGAGUUUCACACGUCGACCGCCGCCGUACAGUAUCUAGACGACGAAAAAGAGUUUAUAAUCAAUCAGUUGGCAAAAAUUAUCAAGGAUCAAAGCUAUAGGAUGCGGAAUAAUCUACAGGACCCGUAUCCGAUUCCCCUCGAUCAGAUAGACGAUGAUAAACGGGCGUUUACGUACGACCUGGCAUCACAUCUACCUGAAAUAAACACCGGAAAUAAGGAAAUACCGUUUGCCGUAUUGCCCAAUGACCGUCGUUACUAUCAAUCAGCUUUUUCCAAUAAUUUGGCACCACCAGACCAUGUGCCCCGUCGAUAUCACAAAAAGGAAAGGUCCAAAAGCAGUGAAGUACAAGAUAAUUUGUCGUACGGAUCGGACGGAUAUGUUUCAUCAAAGGUCACCACGGAGAACACGAGCACCAGUGAGGUAUCGAUGGAUUUACCGCAGAGCAAUUUCAUGCACAUCAUGCCAUUUUCGACUCAUUCAAGGUUCAGCCAAGACGAUUACUAUUUCUUUGCCAAAGCAGCUGGCGUCGGUCUAGCCGUCCUGGUCAUGCUGCUCAUAUCAUCCAUAGCAUGUUAUAGAAUGCAAAAGAAUAGCAAGGCGGCUGCGGACAUAGAGUACCCGGCGUAUGGUAUCACCGGACCCAACAAAGAUAUGUCGCCCACUGGCGACCGGCGCUUGGCACAGUCCGCCCAAAUGUAUCAUUACCAACACCAGAAACAACAGAUCAUCGCUAUGGAAACGAACAGUUCAGUUAAAGAAAGUCGAUGCGGUUCAGUUAGCGAUCCGGACAGCGAUGAUGACAACGAGGAAGGCGAUUAUACAGUUUACGAAUGCCCGGGAUUAGCACCUGCAGGAGAAAUGGAAGUGAAAAAUCCGCUGUUCCUGGACGACAACACGCCGGCGUCUCCCAACGCUGUUAUAACUAGUAAAGACAAUAUUCCGGGAAAUGGUGUCAUACCAACAGUACCCGUCCCAUAAUAGAUUAAUAUAAUCACCUACCACUCUAUAAAACAUUCGUCUAUAGAUCCAAAAUGUCAAAAACAACACUAUUUUAUUUAUUUAUUUUUAAUUUUAAUACUAUAUUAUAAUAAUAAUAAUAAUAAUAAUAUUACCUAUUUAUUUAAAUUUUUGUUUCUCAACCCAAUAUGGUAUAUUUCUAUAUAUAUAUAUAAAUCAAAACAAUUUAUUGCGUGGAAUGGAUAUAAAAGGACAUAAUAAUGUUACAUAAAAUGAAACUGGGACCAUACAUGCGUAAUUUUGCAGAACGUGCACGAUAUCAAACGUGGCCACUGACUGAAUUCGUGGAUAGAGCCCCCGAAAAAUAGUUUUGAAAUUUGUGUUAUUUAUUUCCCUUUCGACCCCCCCCCCUCCCCACCCACAACCAACCGAUCGUCAUCAUUAAUAUUCGAAAUGAUCUUUGGUCGAACAUGCUCAUCAAAUGGAAAAGGAUUAUUGGGCAUCCGGACGGAAUACCAUGCUUGUAUGACGUCAAAGUUACUACUCCUUAAAACUGACAAUGUUUUGAACGAUACUUUUUAACAUACAGCACUGUCAAUAAUUAGUGUAUUUCAUCCAUACGGAUACGUAACUAUAAUAUUCAAACGCGGAAAUAGUUCGUUAAUUCGAUGUUUUGCCGAACACCCAAACGUUUCAAACAAUAAUAUUUUAUAUUUUUCAGAAUGUCCGGAAUUUCUUAUCGAACGUGACAAUAGUGAGUUCUUUUUUGUUGUUUUUUUAUUCAAACGAAAACUAUUUUAAGUGCAUUACGCGAUUUACCCAAAAACUGAUGAGCUUAAAAUGACCAUUGAAAACCAUUUAUUUUGUUACAGUUUUAAAAGUAGGUAUUUACGAAAAACCUAUACUGUAUUUUGACAAACAUUUACCACGAAAAAUAAGUAAUCAAUACAGGAUACGUGCAUCCUGAUUUCUGAUUUUACGUAAUAUUUACCACAGACCCGUGUCUUUCACGACAAUGCGCGCUAAAUAAUAAACGAUAAUGUUCUCUUAUACAUUUCCAACGGGUUAUGGCCAAUAAAGGUAGUAAAUAUUUUAUGGGACAAGAUGACGUAUCUAACUAUUUAAAUUUUACAAACCGUUUUAACCUCGUACUAUAUUUAUUAUAUACAUCAUAGGCACGUAAAUAUUUUGAAUACGAAUAUACUUAUGUCAUAAUCGGAUAUAUUAUUUUAACUAUAUUAUUAUAUAAUAUUAUACAAAUCAUAUUUUACCCGUUGACGACAUAUAUUUUAAAUGUCUAAUUAUUUUGUUAUUAUAUUAUUUUGUUCGUAAAAUAGAAUACGUUAGUUUUAAUACCAAUGUUAAUUAAUAUUAGUCAAUUCAUUAUUGUUUUUAUUUUAAAGUCUUCCAAAUGUAUUAGACCACUCAAACUCUUCCGCUCGAUAUGUACAUAUAGUUAUAUCACACUCAUAUAUAUAUAUUAUAAUUUAGGUAAAUGCUAAUAGGUAUACUAUAUACAUAAUUAUAUAUGUAUAUAUUAUAAUAGAUAUAAACUAUAUUCAGGCUCUAAUUGUUAAAAAGUAUUUUUGAGCAGAUUUUUUAUGUGAACAAUUAUUAUUCAUUCAGAUCAGAGUUCUUAUAAUGUAGGUACAAUUAUAAUACUAUAUAGUAUACAUACCUACUGACACAGAUAGUUAGAAUGUAAUUGGUGUUUGAAAUUGGGUAAAGCCAAGUUGUGACAGAAAAGGGCCCAGCAUAGAAAUGCAUAUGAGAAAAAAUACGUUGUUUUAUGACGAAAAAGCAUUUAUACACGUCUACUUGGAUAAUUGGAACUUGGGAUGUCCGUUAUGCAAAUUGAUGACCCGUUACGAAAAUAAACAAAAUUUAAAAAAAAGCUCAAGUUUGGGUAUCCGUUUUAAGGUUGAAAAUAUAUUUUGUGUCACGCCCCAAUGACAUUUUUACAUUUCAAACCUAUUGACAGAAAAUAAUUAAAAUAAUAUAACCUUAACACGCGUAUAGGUAUACUGAAAUCAUGUCUCAACUUUACCUUUGUCGUCAAAUUACCAAAAAGAAAUUAUUAGAAAAUCAAGAGAUGCAUAAUAUACACAUAACUGUGGUAGACCAACGCGAUGUACAACGAUUAUUCAAGUUUGUGAAUUUAAAGACUUCAAACGUUUCGAGCGAGAUAGUUGUAGAUUAUAAUAAUAUAAUAUUAUAUUGUACUAUAUAUUAUUGUAUAAGUAAUCGUACGACUUACAUUAUUGCCCGUUGCCCAGGUAUUUAAAUUCGAAGAGGUUGUCAAUUCAAACGUUUCGGAAACCCUAUCAAUUAACAUGCUAAAUAACUUGUAAGUUAAGCUAAGUCAAUUUAUUUAUGGUAAUUCGUAAUAUAUAUAUAUAAUAUAAUAUAUACGUAUAUAUUUCAUCAUGAUUAUAAUAUAAUAAUUAUCGUCAUUGCAGGUAUACUAUUAAUAUUAUAUAUUGUUAACAGAGUUUGAAAUAUUUUAACUAAAAGGAAAAUCUACCAAAUACACCAUUAUUAUCAUUA
Acyrthosiphon pisum (pea aphid) is the source of this 3690-nucleotide messenger RNA. Its product is annotated as neural proliferation differentiation and control protein 1. The record is from RefSeq and is a predicted model, not a curated record. Gene Ontology annotation, cellular component: membrane. Lineage: Eukaryota; Metazoa; Arthropoda; Insecta; Hemiptera; Aphididae. The coding region runs from base 115 to 1164 and encodes 349 amino acids. The transcript is spliced from 7 exons.